GUACCGGACUCACACUGCCGAGAGAACAUUAUUUGCAAGUGGCGGAUAGGACGGUGCGUGCGACUUUCCAUCUCUGUAUACGCGCGACCUCUGCCUUCUUGUGAAUCAUGGGCGUUCCAGCUUUUUUCCGUUGGUUGAGUCAGAAGUACCCUUCGAUAGUGACUCACUGUGUUGAGAAACGAGGUCCUAUUCUGGACAAUGAAGGCAACCGAGGUCCUGUAGAUACCACCCAGCCCAAUCCUAAUGGCGAGGAGUUCGACAACUUAUAUCUCGAUAUGAAUGGUAUCAUUCAUCCUUGCACUCACCCCGAAAACAAGGCUGCCCCGAAGAACGAAGCAGAGAUGUUCGUGGCCAUUUUCCAAUACAUUGAUCGCUUGUUCGCCAUAGUCCGACCACGUCGCAUUUUAUACAUGGCUGUCGAUGGAGUCGCUCCUCGUGCAAAAAUGAAUCAACAACGUUCGAGACGAUUUCGCGCUGCGAAAGAAGCUCGGGAAAAACAAAUGACCGUAGCUCGACUACGCCACGAGUUAGUUGCUAGGGGUGCUUAUUUACCCCCUGCCAAAGGCGAUUCGGAGCAUUUCGAUUCAAACUGUAUCACUCCUGGAACACCUUUUAUGGCCCGUUUGUCUGUGGCUUUACGCUACUACAUAUACGACAGAUUGAAUAGUGAUCCCGGUUGGAAGAACAUCCUGGUGUUUUUAAGUGAUGCCAACGUGCCGGGAGAGGGGGAGCACAAGAUCAUGGACUUCAUCCGUCGCCAGCGCAGUUCUCCAGACCACGACGCUAACACACGACACUGUUUAUGCGGUGCUGACGCUGACCUCAUUAUGUUGGGCUUGGCUACGCACGAACCCUAUUUUACAAUCAUUCGGGAGGAGUUCAAGCCGAAUCAGCCCAAGCCUUGUGAAUUAUGUGGCCAAUUGGGACAUGAAAUGGAGGAUUGCGUUGGAGCACCAAAGGAAGAAGACCCCGAUGAUGGACCCCCUCCGAUUGUUGGAGCUGAGCCAGAGUUCAUCUUCAUACGUCUCAACGUGCUUCGUGAGUAUCUCAAUCAAGACCUGAAGUUAACGGGACUGUCCUUCGAAUGGGAUUUAGAGCGUGUGAUUGAUGAUUGGGUGUUUAUGUGUUUCUUCGUCGGAAAUGACUUUCUUCCUCAUCUGCCCAGCUUAGAAAUCCGUGAAGGCGCUAUUGAUCGCCUGAUUGAGUUAUAUAAAUCCGCAGUUCGCACUACAGGUGGCUGGCUCACUGAUAGUGGGAAAGUGCAUAUGCAACGCGUUCAGCUGAUCUUGGUGGAACUGGGCAAGAUGGAGGAUGAGAUCUUCAAAAGCAGACGCAAAUCUGAGGUGAAUUUUCGAAAACGCAAACGAUCCAGCUCGUCCCGUGAGCCUAGUCAAAGUCCGCAACGGAUGGAUCGCCAGGCCCAAUGGCAUGCGGCUCCAGAUUCGGGUAUUCUGAAGCCUGUAGCGCUGCGUUCACCUUAUGGGGUUGCGCAUCCCCAGGGCCGUUUCCAAGGUGCCAAUGUGACUGCCGGACAGAUGCACCAGGCUAGGCAAUUUCGCAUGCAUAGUCCAUCUAAUGUGGACUGGGUGGAUCGGAACUUGAACAAUUUGGAGGCUGCUACGGCAAUGAAAGCAAUGCUCAAACCUCGUCGAUCAGGCGAAAAAAGCGCACCUGGUGGCCCCGUGAGUUCGUCUCCGAACGGCCUGCCCUACGAUGCGGUCCAUGAUGACGGCCCCUCUUCACCUCGUAAAGCACGAUUGGAUGUUACCCACAAAAAGGGCCGUUUAGGCGGUGUCGGUGCUGACGAGUUAAAGAAAAAAUUACCGAAAGACGUGGAAUACGAUGAGGAUGAUCUAGCCGAUGCUAACGAUGAGGUGCGGCUCUGGGAAGAUGGUUGGCGCUCACGUUAUUAUCAAUCAAAAUUUGGAGUGGAUCCGGCCGAUGCACCUUUAUUUUGCAUUGAAGUUGGCAAAGAGUAUGCACGUGGGUUAUGUUGGGUACUGGCGUAUUACUAUCAAGGAUGUGCAUCUUGGGACUGGUACUAUCCUUAUCAUUACGCUCCUUUUGCCAGUGAUUUUGUUGGUAUUAGUGAUCUAGAUCCUGGUUUUUCCGAGGUAAAGACUCAGCCAUUUCGACCACUGGAACAACUGAUGGCUGUUUUUCCUGCCGACUCACGCGAUCAUGUACCUCCAGCUUGGCAGGAUCUGAUGACAGAUCCAGACUCGCCAAUUAUCGAUUUUUACCCUACCGAUUUCAAGGUUGAUCUGAACGGGAAGCGCUAUCUGUGGAUGGGUGUUGCAUUGCUGCCAUUUGUCGAUGAGACACGCCUUUUAAAAGUGUUGGAUUCCAGGCGACACUUGCUCACAGAAGAAGAGUUGGAACGCAACAUUCGUGGUCCUGAUCGCCUGUUUUGCCGGGCUGACCACCCCCUCUCUCCGUUGCUGGAAUCAUUGUACAAGAAGGGGAAGACACACGUUGCAAACGACGACAAGCUGGUUCAACUUUCAACUACGGUUGUUGACCCUCGGCUUACAAAAGGUGUUAGCGGUCAGGUUUGGCCAGAUUACAAAUUCGCCUACUUGCCUGGAGAACGCGUCCCAAGCGGAGUACCAUCAUUACUGCCUGACUUGAGAGUUUCCCAAGCGAUCUCAGUUUGCUUUUCGGAUCCCCAGUAUCCAGACGGUUUCGUUUUCCGGGCGCAGCUACUCAAGUCGGUAACACUCCCUCCUCCCACUCAUUUGCAACCACCCCAGCGUGGCCGUGGUAGGGGCUCUGGUCCUCACGGGGGUCGUGGAUCGCUUUGUCGUUUUUACAGUGAUACCGCGCUACAAUAUUGCGGACGUGAUCCUUCUCCUGAUGUACGUGGGGCCGAUCGCAGAACAUCGUCCGCAAUGGAGCGAAUAAUCCGACAAUCGCUUCCUCGACAUGAUCAACCAUCUUCAUAUUCCUCUCCUUCUUCGGGCCAGCUUGGUUCUUACUCUUCAUCUAAUCGAGGUGUCUCUUCGUCCAGAGAUGUUCAUUAUUCGCCCCAGCAGCGUUAUGCUAACCCUGGAUUUUCCAGAUCCCCUGCUGACUUUUCCAACCCUUAUCCUCAUGGGCAGUACAGACCGGUCCAACCGAGUCGCUACCAGCAACCUGGAUAUCGCGCUCCUUUCCGGCCAGCCUGGAGGCAACCUCAGGGUCGUCGAUAA
This is a messenger RNA of Dicrocoelium dendriticum, 3191 nucleotides long. Lineage: Eukaryota; Metazoa; Platyhelminthes; Trematoda; Plagiorchiida; Dicrocoeliidae. The record is from the annotation of a GenBank genome assembly.